CAUAGCUAAUAAAUAUGGCGUUCUCCCAGUCAGUUAGAAAAGGUCAGGUUCCUGUAAAUUGUAAAUUAUGUGAAUCAGAUAGACUAAUACAAUGGAAAUGUAUGGACUGCAGUCUGCUGUUGUGUGGUCAUUGCAAGGACAAUGUACAUUCCAAAUUCAAAAAUGCCCAAGAUCAUAGGAUCAUCAGUACAAAAGAGGUUGAACUGCAUACUGAAAAAAUAGAUAUUACCAAUAUUAAGUGUCAAGAACAUGCUGGACUAUCAUCAUGUCUUUACUGUAAUACAUGUGACAUCCUCGUGUGUCCAACCUGUAUUGCUAAAGUUCAUAAAAAGCAUGAUUUUAUUGAAAUCCGUGAUGCAUACAACAUGAAAGUAGAAAGACUGGAAAAAAGUCAAAGUAAAAUGAAAAAGAGUAGUUCUAAAAUGAAUGCAAUGAAAACUGAACUCAACAAAGUAGUGUCAGCGGAAAAUUUAAAGUAUUCACAAGUAAGACAAACUAUUCUUAGUCAUGAGAAAGGAGUUAAAGAACAAGUUGAUAACUAUUUUAAAGAACUUAUAGAUACAUUGGAUCAAAAUCAUGAAACAGUUUUGAUAUCAGUUAAGUCAGAUCUUAAUAAUAUAUUAAAUUUCACAAACCAGACAGAGGACAAAAUCAAUGAAGUCCAAAACUUUAUUGAAAUUUCCGAUGCUACUGAAUUCUUCAAAGGGGUUAAUAUGAUGCAGAUAUCUACUGAAACCAAAGAACCACAAACAAAGCCAAGCUAUAGAUUUUCGCCAAAAUUUGUUCCUGGUAGUUUUACCCAAUCAGACAUUGGAUCAUUUAAAGAUGAUGGGAGUUUGUCGGCAGAAAUAAACAUCUCCUUAGUGAUCAAUAAUGAGUACCACACUGAACUUGAGUCGAUAUCAUACGUUAGUCCAUGCCUUGACCGGUCAUUUUGGUUAAGUUCCGGCUCUCAUGGAAUGUUACAGAGAGUAAAACCGGAAGAAACCAAUCUGAAGGUAAUAUCUAAAUUUAACAUUAAAGUGUAUGGAAUAGCAGUUACCCCAUCUAAUCAACUCCUUAUUAGUAUGGAAGGGAAAACGAGGUUACAACAAAUCAGCAAUGCAGGUGAACUGGUUGAUUCUGUCUAUGAUGUCAACCCAUUUUUCCCUAUAGCAAUCCAUGUUAUCAGUGGCAGUAAACUCCUAGUAGGAGCUUAUAGUGAUGAACAAAGAAGCUCUGUGAUCAUAAUGAACAAAAAAGGAGACAAGGAAUUUGUAUAUAAACAUGAUCAACAUAGUCCUACUUUAAUUACUGUUCCGAAACGCAUAACGAGUACCAAUAAUGGAAAUAUACAUGUAGUGGAUCAGAUUUCAGAAGACUUCAGUGGAAAAGUUGUGGUCUUAGGACAUGAUGGACAUCUAAUUUACAAGUACUCAGGUCUUUCAGCUACCAAUAAGACUUCACCAUUUAAACCACGACAUAUUGUGACAACACCAAGUGACAAUGUUGUUGUGAUUGAUCGGGAUAUUCCAAUCUUGCACAUCCUAAAUAACAAUGGUAAUUUUAUUUCAUAUUUCAAUACUGAGGAAAUAGGAAUACAAUUUCCAUAUUCGCUUGCCUUCAACACGACGGGACACCUAUACAUAGGAUGCACUAAGGGUCCAGGUCAUAAAUCUACAGAAGCAAAGCUGUAUGAAACAAACAUUGCAGGAUUCUGAAAUAUUCAAACUUUUUCUGGAACGGAGACAUGUAAAAUAAGAGCAUGUUUGUUGUAAUUCACAAAUGAUCAUUUGACAAAUGAACUAAAAUUAUAGAAAAAUUAACGUAUAGCCAUGAUGAGACAUGUAUAUUUUGAACAAUUAUAGGAAACAAAUUCCUUUCUAUAGUAACACUAUGUUUUCAUUUUUUUUAAACUAACUUUCAGGCAUAACAUAUUACAUUACAUUUACAAUGAAUAAUCAAAGUCAGCCAAAUCAGUUUUAGCAAUAUGAAAUUAAAAUUAUUGAUUUUUGCCGAAUAUUUGAAUCAGGAACGCAAUCACAUAAAAAAAACAAAAAGAUAUCUUAAAUUCUUUCCUCCCAAGAACUAGCGUUCAGCACCGGUUUUUAAUUGCUAUGGUUUAUUUUGCUUCUUUUUGUUUUGUUUUUCAAAUCCUUGAAAAUUUUACAGACACUUUUAACCACUCCUCUUUUUAUAUAAUUUUGGAAAGAUCUUAAGUAUGAACGCGUUCGAAAUAAGAACUACCAUACAAUUUUUGUGGUGUCUUAAUUUUCGCUAUACUUUUACAAUCAAUAUCAGAUCCAAAAACUAAAACUGUCCGCAUCUAAAAUGUAUUGACAUUUUAGUAUCCUAGUGACUGACAUGCAUGAAUUCAAAGAAGCUGAUAAUAUAAAUAUUUUUUUCAAGUGUUAACUCAGACGCAUUUACAUCUCAAAUAAAUGCAUAUUUGCAUAUCAAGAACCAACAGCAUAUUAAGUGUCAUAUAUUCAAAUCAAGAUCUGCGGCGAGAAGUUGCAAUGACAAGGUAGAAGAUGGAUAGGGCCAACAUUUUCUAACAUAAAUAUGGCAUGACUUAAGAAAACAUCUAUGGAUAUAAAAUAUCCUAACCUCAAGCUCAUUUUUAUAUAAGAAUGUAACGUUCUACCAACUUUCUUGUAGAUACGAUUAACCAUCUUUAAAUCGUGGACCCAUCAUGUUGCUCGUGUAAGUACAAACCCGGUGAUAAGUCUAAUUCGGUUAGUCAUUCAAGGAAAAGAGGACGGGGUUGUGGUUACGAAAAUUGGAACAUAUCCGUCGUCAUCUGUGAAAUAGAUAUUCAAUAACGGUCAACAAACUCGUGAUGGCGUCCGUAAAAUUUUUGAAAGGAUGAUUUCAACUUCGCCACUUUGUUCAAUAGCUUCCUAGUAAGCAGCAACCCUCUAUGAAAGAAUAUAGGUUAACAUAUCAAUGGCUCGUAAUUGCAUCACAUAAUUAUCUCAGUUAACAUGUUUAAAUAUAUUGUUGACUAGAUAUAAGAAGAUGUGGUAUGAGUGCCAAUGAGACAACACUCCAUCCAAGUCAAAAUUUAUAAAAGUAAAUCAUUAUAGGUCAAAGUACGAUCUUCAACACGGAGCCUUGGCUCACACCGAACAGCAAGCUAUAAAGGGCUCCAAAAAUAACUAGUGUAAAACCACUCAAACGGGAAAACCAACGGUCUAAUCUAUAUAAAAAACGAGAAUCGCGAAACACUUACGAACCACAUCAACAAACGACAACUACUGAACAUCAGAUUCCUGACUUAGGACAGGUGCAAACAACUGCAGCGGGUUUAAACGUUUUAAUGGUACCAAACCUUCACCCUCAUCUGAAACAAUAGUGUAACAUCACAACAAAGAAAGACACACUAUAAGUUAUGAGUAAUUUCAAUAUAAUAAUUACUAUUUAUAUUAAAUAACGAGUUGUUAAACAUAUUUCUCUUAUGGUCAACACUUUUAUUGAGUUGAAUAUAAAAAUUCCACGAAUCGUAAAUCUAAUAUUUCGUACAUACCAGCAUAACGUCAUAUUUAGCUCUAAAAUCGCUCAACCUGCAACUAAUUGCAACACAAGGUUUUUUUAGUGCAAAUUAUAAUACAGACUUGUACUAACAACAUACUAAAACUAUACAUUGAUAUAAUUUGCGGAAAAGGUUUUUUUGGGGUGAAAUAUGUGGUUUUUAGAGAAAAAAUGCUGAAAACUGGAAAAGAAGAAAAAUUGUUAUUUAUGGUUACAUUUUUAGACCUAAAGCUUGUUGAAGACAGGAAACCUUAUCUUAAUAGAGUAUUAUGUAGUCCUCUAGUUAUUAUUAUUCAUAUUGAAGUAAUUUUGAGGUGAAAUGAGUGAUUUUUAGUGAAAAAAACACUGAAAACUGGAAACGUAGAAAAUCUCCGUUGUUAAUGGUUAAUAUUUUUGAAAUUUGAUCUAUAUAGAAAAGGGACAUACUAUUUUAUGUUUUAUUUGUGAAGUCCUUUAGUUAUCAAUAUUAAUAUUUGGGUAAUUUUGGUUGAAUAUAUGUUUUAAGACCGAAAACCCGGAAAACUGGAAAUGAAGAUAUCUCGGUUAUUGAUGGUUAAAACUUUCAAAUUGGAAUCUUAUCAGAAAAUAGAGAAUACUAUCCGAUGUUUAUCUUAAGAAGUCCUAUAGUUAUUAGUAUUUAAAAAAUUGUAAUUCUUGUGUAAAAUGUGAUUUGUAGAGAAAAAUUGUGAAAAAUGGAAAUAAAAAACUCGAUUAUU
Mytilus californianus (California mussel) is the source of this 4229-nucleotide messenger RNA. RefSeq names its product protein wech-like. Gene Ontology annotation, molecular function: zinc ion binding. The transcript has a single exon. The record is from RefSeq and is a predicted model, not a curated record. The coding region runs from base 15 to 1700 and encodes 561 amino acids. Lineage: Eukaryota; Metazoa; Mollusca; Bivalvia; Mytilida; Mytilidae.